AUGAAGUGUACAAGACAUGAAUCAGGGCUGCCCCACGAUGUGGUAGAGCUAAUCCUGGAGAGGCUUCCUGUGAAGUCUCUGCGGAGUUUCAAGUCUGUAUCGAAGCAAUGGAGAUCCACAAUCGACUCCCAAAGUUUCAAAGAAAGACAAUCUCUCCGUCGUAGGCUAUCUCGAGGUCCGGAUGUUCUUUUCGUGCGGCUUACUGGUCGUCCUCUUGUUGGUGGUGAUGAUUCUCAAAGAUUCACGUUUGGUUCAUCCACAGCUUAUACGGUCACGCUCCCAAAGACCGCCUCCACAAUCUGCAACUCUAUCUGUGACGGUCUUGUGUGCCUCUACGAUGUCUACGUAGCGCACACACCCAAUCUCUUGGUGAAUCCCGCCACCGGGUGGCAUCAGAGUUUCCCUCUAUCCACCAUCCAACGCUUUUUCAUCGACAUAACGGAGAAGAGACAGUUCGCCGGAACCGCACAUCCUGAGCUAGGGUUCGGUAAGGACAAACUCACCGGCACGUACAAGGCGGUUUGGUUAUAUAACUCAGCCGAUUAUAGGCUUGACAACGUUACCACUUGCGAAGUUUACGAUUUUAGCACUAGGGUUUGGAGGUAUGUUGUUCCUGCUUCUCCUUGUCGGAUUCUCUCUUUGCAGUUUCCUGUGUAUUUGGAUGGGUCUCUUUAUUGGUUAACAACGGAGGGAGAGGUAUUAUCUUUUGAUCUCCACGCGGAAACUUUUCAAGUCAUCUCUAAAGCUCCUUUGCCCCAUGCACCUGACGGUUUCACCGCCACCAUGUGCGUCCUUGAUGACCGCUUGUGCGUAUCUCAGAAACACGGGACCACCCAAUUCAUAUGGUCGUUGGACGAUUCUUCGCCAGGGGCUUGGAAGGAAUUGUGUUCCGUAGAUCUCACGAAAGCUUUUUCUUGCAAAAAAUUCGACCAAAGAUUCGUGCUCCCUCCGGUUGCUAUUCUGGAUAAGAAUAAGGUUUUGCUUCGAGGUCGUGAUACGGAUUAUCCCGUCGUGAUAUAUGAUCUCGAUACCAAGUCUUGUGAUAUACUCUUCAUACCUGCCAAUCUCCUUGAUGAUUUUAGGGUUUGGCUUGACUCGUCUCGUCUCGUCUCGAUUCGAUUCGGCCGACGUUGGUUCUUAAGCGCCGAUUUGCAAUCUGACAUCGAGAAUCGGAUUCCUAUUCCUCUAAGGAUUAAAGCAGCGCCGAAAGAGGAUAAACGCAUCGGAUCAAUUCUCGUUGAUCAUGAUUGCAUGCCAAGGAGCGAUCUAGGUGCGCUUGCUUGGCAGGUCAAACAUAUAUAUUCAUCAUCAUCUCAUGCUUCUUGCAUAUUCAUCACCAUAUGCCGCUUCAUUUCUAGCGUGAGCCUCGUUGAUAAAUUCAAUCUCCCGGUUUCUAUGAGACCAGUCGGAUGCGGCGUGGCUGCUUGUGAAGUCGAUUUGAAUGUUUGUUGUCCCUCUGCUUUGGAAGUCAUGAGAGAUGGUAAAGUCGUCGGAUGUAAAAGCGCUUGCUUGGCGAUGCAACCGGAGAAGGAAUGUUGCACCGGAGAGUAUGCGAAUCCUAAGGCUUAUAGUUAUGCAUCUGAUGGUUCGAGUAGUUUGAAAAAGUGUAGAGCUUCUCGUUAUGUUAUCACUUUCUGUCCUCCAAAGUGA
This is a messenger RNA of Microthlaspi erraticum, 1650 nucleotides long. NCBI's taxonomy places the organism in Eukaryota, Viridiplantae, Streptophyta, Magnoliopsida, Brassicales, Brassicaceae. The record is from the annotation of a GenBank genome assembly.